UCAAACACCCUGAGGAGGCUGGUAACAACCAACAACCAAUCCUGAGUGUCUGCAGGAGUCGUGUCUUUAUUUGGUGUUGUGUGAGUUGAAUUAAGCUCUGAUAGGCUCUUUAGAAAAAUCCUCCUUCAGAUAAUCAGAUAUUAAAGAAGCGUCAGGCUGAGAUGAAACCAUUUCUACAUCUAAAACAAACCUGCAGGUUUAUUUCACCCACUGAAAAAACCAAGACCUGAGAACUCGUCAGCUGGUCAACGACUCUUCAGCAAAUCAGUUUCUGCUGUUGCUCUGCUGCUCUGAAGUCGACCAACACGGACAGAAAUGUUGCCGUUGCUGUUGCUGCUGGUUGCGUCCUCAGCCAGUCCUCUGGACGCCGACAGGAACCAGCAACCAGAUGGAAUCGUUUCCUUCCUGAAACCAGAUCCAGCAGGUGAUGUUGCUAAAAUCAAAGCUAACGUGUCUGUCUCGAUAAUCCGGCAUCUUAUGACUUCUGCGCCGAUCAGACAGAAAAUCCCAGUUAACUCGACGCUCCCAGAGUUCGGCAGUACAGGAAAACUGCAAUGGGCGACAUGGAAUGGUUCCCUUCCUAACGGAUCCGUUUCCAUCCAUAACAGCUACGCCAAACGAAUCGACUACAUCUGCAAAGUCAGAUGCAAUUCUGGGUUUUACAACCCCAGCAUGGGCUCUUACUGCCACUACCCCAAUAAAAAAAAAGAGCAUCGUUCCUCCUCUUUUCAAGUCCUUGUGAACAAAGAUAAUUUUGAGAUCCUGGAGUGGAAGGAAGGUUCUUAUGGUUCUGUUCCACAGAAUGCAAUCAGAACCUGCUCCAGUGGAAAAAUGUAUGUAGGGAAGAACAAGUACGGAUUGGGGAAGGUUGAUCCGAAAGAUAAAUGUUUUUAUCUCCCCUGGAAGGGAAAAGAGCAUUGGUACCAGAAGAGCUAUGAGGUUCUGACCCACAUGAAGGCGGAAGAAGAUUUAAUCUCUGAUGUCAAAUAUAAUAUAGAGAAAGACAAGAUUUUCAAAGAACCUCCAAAAACCAUGCAAAGCACUACUGUCACUAACCGUGCCCUCAGUCCUGUGAUGAAGACGGUUUCUUUGCGUAAGACAACCAAAGAUGAGAGACGGUGGGACUUCAGCUCCUCUAUCAGAGUUUCUGCAAAAAUGACCAUCAAAACAGGAAUUCCCCUCCUUGCAGAAGGACAUGUUGAAGUCACUGCAGAGGCGUCUCAUGCAUUCUCAUAUGGAAAAUCCUGGACAGAAGAAAUCUCCCACUCCAUCACAUUACAGCUUACCGUACCACCAAACCAUAGCUGCAAAGUAAAGAUGGUUGGUUAUCGGUACAGAAUGGACAUUCCCUUCACCGCCCGCCUGAGUCACAUCUAUGAAGACGGAGAGACCAGAUCAGUCAUCAUCUCUGGAACGUAUCAUGGAGUCCAAGUGGGAGAUAUUGGGACUGAAGUGGAAAGAUGUAAACCUCUGUCCAACUCCAAACGCUUUUCUAAAAACAUGUAGAACAUCUGGAGUGUUAAAUAGCUGCUAAUGUGUGGUUAGCACAGCUUUACCAGGCAUUGAUAUAGAGCUCCAGCUUCACUUAUGCUUUUAAUUCAUACUCUUUAUGCUUCUCAUCAGCAGGAGUGCAAUGGUGCAGGUAAUUGAGUAUUUUUCCAGUCCAGGUCUUUUGGUUUAGUACAACCUGCACACUGGAUUGUCUAUAGUGACAGAUGAAAACACGUCUUCUCCAGGUUCAUGAUGUCACAGAUCAAAGACGAGUCAGCAGUUAAAACUCAACCAAACCUUAAUAAAAUGCAAAAAAUAAUUGUCAGCCAUCAGACAGAAGAAUGCAGUCAGUCAGACCUGGUAUCCAUUCUGAUUACAUGCAGUUAUACAGAUUUAAGUCAAACCUCAGACUGCAAACAAACUGUGUGUCUGGAACAGACCGCCGCUCGCAUAACUAAUGACUGAGUUACUUCUAGUUUGAUCAUUAUUCCAUAAUUCAUUGUUUAUGUUUUACUGUCUGUUGUUGAAGAUGAACUGUUCUUCUCCAGGUUCGUGAUUCUUUCAUUCAGUUCUUCUUUAGUGAUCCUAGUUUAUUGUGUUUCCUAUGUCUAGUUAUUAUUUAGCAUUAGAUUUAUUUUAGUCUCCGCCCCUCUGAGGUGAAACUCAUUCUCAGUUUCUGUCUAAUCCUCUUACAAAAGCUUCUUUAAAUGCAUCGCUGAGAUAAUAAAAUUAUGGCAAACACUUUUGAUGCUUUAUUAAAAUGUUGUGCCAUAAUCCAUUGAUGUUUGUGAUUCUUUAUGUUUUUAUAUAUAAUUGAUGUGUUCAGUAUUUCCAGAAAGGCCCUGCCAUGUUCAGUUUAUUUCUCUUUGUUCUUCAUUUUUGUAGUUUUUAAUGUUUUCUUGGAUUCAGUUUGUUUUACCCAAAAUGUUCUCACUCAUUUCUGUCACGGCUCACUGGCAGAUACACAACUUCUCUAACAAUCACAUUCUGUCCGACAUUUAUUAAGAUUUGAUUUUAUUCUACCUACAUUUUUGCCAGACUCUGAACUUUUAACCAGACGAUGCUAAAACAAUCUGAACGCUUCUGGUAAUUCCCCCAGUUUCUCAGCAGAGGGCAGCAACACGAUUUCUACUCAAACUGGUUGGUUGCGUCAUAACUCCAGUCUGCAUUAGUGGAAACAUAACGACACAGAAAGUGACUAAAACGGAAACAUAAAUUAAACUACAAGUACAAAAUCCUACAAAUCAGAACAAACCAGAUCUUCAGACUGUCUUUGAAAAAACUGCAGAAUCAGAUUUUAGUUUAUACUAAAUAAAUGACCUUUGUCUUCACCAGUGAUGUUCCCCCAGAAUGUGGUGAAACUGCUCUGCAAUAUUUAGUCAUUUAUGAGUUUGUAAACCAUUCAAAAUAAAACAUUUUCUCUAUGAAAUAUUUGUGCUGUAUUUAAGCAGAUUCAAUAAAUCAAAUGCAGA
Xiphophorus hellerii (green swordtail) is the source of this 2963-nucleotide messenger RNA. RefSeq names its product natterin-3-like. Lineage: Eukaryota; Metazoa; Chordata; Actinopteri; Cyprinodontiformes; Poeciliidae. Bases 316 to 1506 code for a protein of 396 amino acids. The transcript has 4 exons. The record is from RefSeq and is a predicted model, not a curated record.